Messenger RNA from Porites lobata, 14452 nucleotides. Lineage: Eukaryota; Metazoa; Cnidaria; Anthozoa; Scleractinia; Poritidae. The record is from the annotation of a GenBank genome assembly.
AUGUUGAUCACCGUAAAUUUCUCUUUUUAUGGUCAGAGCCUUCUCAAAGUAUUCUUUAGCUUCACUGUACUGGCCAAGGUUUCUGUAAACAGUUCCCAGAUUGUUCUAACUUGCUGCUACGUCACCAUGCUUUUCACCGUAAAUCUCUUUUCUAAUGAUGAGAGCCUUCUCAUAGUAUUCUUUAGCUUCACUGUACUGGCCAAGGUAACUGUAAACAGUUCCCAGAUUGUUGUAACUUGCUGCUACGUCACCAUGCUUUUCACCGUAAAUCUCUUUUCUAAUGAUAAGAGCCUUCUCAAAGUAUUCUUUAACUUCACUGUACUGGCCAAGGUUUCUGUAAACAUUUCCCAGAUUGUUGUAACUUGCUGCUACGUCACCAUGCUUUUCACCGUAAAUCUCUUUUCUAAUGAUAAGAGCCUUCUCAAAGUAUUCUUUAACUUCACUGUACUGGCCAAGGUUUCUGUAAACAUUUCCCAGAUUGUUGUAACUUGCUGCUACGUCACCAUGCUUUUCACCGUAAAUCUCUUCUCUAAUGAUGAGAGCCUUCUCAUAGUAUUCUUUAGCUUCACUGUACUGGCCAAGGUCACUCUCACUGGACGAAAAAACGGAUUUACUAAUGUUUGCGAAAGGUGCAAAUAUGUGGUAAAUUUGGAGCUCCAAAUUUGCAUUACAUUUGCGCUGUCGGCUAAAGUGUGGGCAAAUUCAUAUAUUUGCUAGAUAGGUAUUGAUACGCAAAAGUCAAGUAAAUGUAAUGGUUUGAUACAAAUUUGAUACAUAUUUGCAGCAUGGGCAAAUCUUCAACAUUUCUACCAAUUUACUCAAAUUUACAUCCUUGGCAAAAAUGACAGUUUUCACUGUACUUCAAAUGCAGGCAAAAAUAUUGCAAAACCACUAAUUUGCAGUGGUGUUUGCUCUUGUUUUUCCAGGAUACCAAAAGAACACUUUUGCAUGUGGUUUACUCGUAUUUGCCUUAAGAGCGAAAACAAUAAAUUUCUACACAUUUGGCUGUAUCAUAAAUUUGAACAUUUGUAUCAUAAUUAUCCAUAUUUGCAAGGGGAGCAAAUAUAGUGAACUGCAUAACAUUUGCUGACAGUCAAAGGUGAUGUGCAUGUGACAUUUCCUAUAUGUUUGAUUCGUUUUGUGACUAAAGUAAAUUUCCAAUCUCAACUGUAACAUUACAUUGUUACAAUAAAAUUUUGUACAUGCUGUGAUACUCCGCCAAGAGGUCCAAUUCCUUACAUGCAUCUUUCCUGUUAACUGUUUUAUAUGCACUGUCAUUUUAAUAUAAAGGAAUCAGAAACCAGUUACUUUUUUUGACAAUUUUACAGUCACAAAUUUCUUCUGUUAGUCUUUUUACAGAACGAAUCAAACUUGGUCCAAAAUAAAAAGUUUUGUGGAUUUCAAACUCAGGGUUGUGAUUAUUCACUUGUACACAAUUUCCUCCUGGUCAUUUAACCAACAAACUUAAUUCAAAUUAAUACCAACAAUUUUCGUUUAACCGGUAUUUUUUGUAGUUUUGACUGCCCACCUAGAGAUGACCGCAUCUCGAUGGUGGGCUUCCUAAAAAUGACCACAUUUUGAAAACCCAACAGCCAAUGCUACAACAAAAUAUGGUGAAACUGCUCACAAUUUUAUUUGAACAUUAACCCGUAAAUUUGGUUUGAAAGUAAUGUCACUCUAUUGUCUUUUUUGCAUCUCUCGCAAGUUAAAGUGAGAGUUCACAGAGACUGUGCGGUUUUCUCGAGUGCGUUUUAGAAGCUGCCGUAACAAAAAGGUUACUACACUACCGGAAUUAAAACAUCGUGGAAAUUAUUAAUUUAAAGUCGCGGAGUAUUUUCCCCAACAAUGAAUAAUAUUACCUCUAACUUUCUGCGAUAACGCUGCAAAAUUUUUUAGGUUAUUUUUCAACCGAAUAGGCUGCGAAUUUAAUGCGAUGAUCAUUUUCACUUUCAUACCUUCAUCCGCAUUUCAUAUAUUUCAAUUCAUGCUUACAAGAUCUCCCUAAUUUUAUGUCUGAACGCAAGGCUUUUUAAUGGAAUCUUCAUUUCAAGGCCAGAACUAACACUAAGCGCUAAACAGAAACUGCCUUAUGAAAAAACUUUUAAAAUUGACGCGCUGUUUUAAAGGCCUCACUGGAUCUGGAUGGGGUUAAAUAAAAACGUAAGCGAAACAUUAAUUUUGCAAUAUUUAAAUAAUGUCUAAAAAAUAAAGCUUCCCUCUGAGAUACCUGGCGAAUAAAAUUCUCACAGGGCCACAGGCUAAACAGGCUAAGCUGCUCUGUUGAAUCAGGAAGGCCAAACUUUUUUUCUUAAUGCUGGACAGAGAUUAAAACAAUAUCUAAAAGCGCGUUUUUAGUUCCCUCCGAGACAACCGGAGAAUAAAUUCUCACAGAGCCACAGCCUAAAAAGGCUAAGCUGCUCUGUUGAAUCAGGAAGGCCAAACUGUUUUACUUAAUGCUAGACGGGGAUUCAAAAAAUAUCUGAAAAGCGCGUUUUUAGUUCCCUCUGAGACACCCGGAGAAUAAAAUUCUCACAGAACCACAGCCUAAAAAGGCUAAGCUGCUCUGUUGAAUCAGGAAGGCCAGACGUUUUUUCUUAAUGCUGGACAGAGAUUAAAACAAUAUCUGAAAGCGCGCUUUUAGUUCCCUCUGAGACACCCGGAGAAUAAAAUUCUCACAGAGCCACAGCCUAAAAAGGCUAAGCUGCUCUGUUGAAUCAGGAAGGCCAAACGUUUUAGGGUCCAAUAAUUCUAAAUCACAUAACCACUUUGAAGUGAGUCAAUGGUACACAACCUGGGAAUGUGUUGCAUUCCUCUUCUGUCAUUUGAUUAUAAUAAAGCCUAGGGUCGUACAACGGGCAAAGAUGUCCGAAUACUAAAACUAGAAAUUCAAAAUCACACAGUAACUGUUCUAUACCGUACAGAUCGAGGGCCCACACUACCUUCCCUUUAUUAUACAAGUAAAUACACUACAACAAAUCUACUGGACAAAGGUCCAGUAGUCAGAUCAUUUCCUGUAUUUUUUGUACAUCAUACUAAAAAAUCAAAUGUGGUCCAAAAUAAAAAGUUUUGUGGAUUUCAAACUCAGGGUUGUGAUUAUUCACUUGUGCAUAAUUUCCUCAUGGCCAUUUAACCAACAAACUUAAUUCAAAUUAAAACCAACAAUUUUAGUUUAACCGGUAUUUGUUGUAGUUUUGACUGCCCACCUAGAGAUGACCGCAUCUCGAUGGUGGGCUUCCUAAAAAUGACCACAUUUUGAAAAUCCAUCAGCCAAUACUACAACAAAAUAUGGUGAAACUGCUCACAAUUUUAUUUGAACAUUAACUCAGCCGACAAAUUUAUGAAAGGCUAAUUUUUCUUACUCUGUUGUUUGCAACCCUGAGUUUGAGUUUCACUGAUUUUAAUGUUGAUUUUGAGUUUUACUGUUCAUGAAGUACUACCCAUUCAAUCCAAAAAAGUCAUAGCAUUUUUGCUGGCUAAAAUUCACCUGAAUCCUGGUUAUUUGAUCUUGGGAUACAAGGAGCGGGGUUGUGGCUUCCCAACAAAAAUUCUGAUGAAGAGAUGGUCUUCACGUACAGGAGCUACCAGUCAAAUCCCACCCGACAAAGCCCCCCCCUCAUAAAAAAUGAACAGACCAACACUGGGUUACAGGAGCUCUGAGUUGGCCUUGGAUCAUGAAAAGUUUAAAGCUAUAAAGAAAAAACUAAGGCGGUGAAACAAAUUAACAUGCAGCAUUUAUCCUUCCAGGCUGGGUUGUUCAAAGCUGGGUAAAGAUAACCCAAGGUUAGUACGAAAUAUGAAUUCAGAUAUGAAAGUUUUAAAAACAAAUUCAUUUGAAUAAUUCGUUUUGUCUACAAUUUGGUGAUUUGAUACUUAAAAAAGAAAAGAGAAAAUUAUCUGACAAAAUGCUUUUGAUUAAAAGAGAAAAGAAACGCCGGUUAAAAUCUAACCCUGGGUUAGUGCUAAUCGCUCUUUUGAACAACUCGGCCCCGGUCUUUUUUUGGGUCCAAUUCUAAAUCACAUAACCACUUCGAAGUGAGUCAAUGGUACAUAACCUAGGCAUGUGUUGCAUUCCUCUUCUGUCAUUUGAUCAUAGUAAAGCCUAGGGUCGCACAAUGGGCAGGGAUCUCCAAUUACUAAAACUAAAAAUUCAAAAUGACACAGUAACUGUUGUAUAUAGUUACAGAGGGCCCACACUACCUCCCCUUUACAUAAAGUAAAUACACCACAACAAAUCUACUGGACAAAGGUCCAGUAGUCAAAUAAUUUACUGUAUUUUUUCUACAUCAUAAUAUUAUUAUUAAAAAGCUAACAAUAACAAGGCCACCCACAGUACCUUAAAUUUGGUCCAAAAAAAAAAGUUCUGUGCAUUUCAAAGUCAGCGUUGAGAUUAUUCACUUCUACACAAUUUCCUCAUGGCCAUUUAUUCAAGGAACUUCACAUCAAAACUGACAAUUUUGUUCUUACCGCUAUUUGUUCUAGUUUUCACUGACUAUACCUAGAGAUGACCACAUCUUGAUGGUGAGCCUCCUAAAAAUGACCACAUUUUGAAAGCCCAACAGCCAAUAAUACAACAAAUGGUGAAAUUGCUUUGUAUUUCAUAUAAUUUGCGAAUAGAAACUAGCACAGACAUGAACAAAUAAUUUCUUUGCUGCCCUUUACAACCCUGAUUUUGAGUUCAAUAGGAUUUGUCUUUUUAAACUGAUCAAACAGACUGGCGAGAUUUAUAUCAGCCUUCGCUCAACCACAUUAACAUGGUGCAUUUCUUCACUUAAACCUAAACUUCUUAGACCAACGGUGUUUACACCUUCAAUAUUAUUAUACCCUUUUCACUAAAUGAGUCGAAUUUUACUAGAUUUAUUUAGUAUUGGAAUUCACACAGUAAGAUAACUUUUUGAUUUUCCUUUUUAAAUAGGAAUAUGAUAUUUUAUAAUUGCUGGACAGAAAAAAGGUUCCAGCUAAAAAUUUGUUUUGAGCAGUGACAGAAGACAUGAAAUAGUAAAUCUCAACUUUGGAGUGUCUGAAGGCAUUUUCUUUGCCCUUCCACAAAAUGACUUUCUACUUUCACUCUGCCACUAACUUUUGCCAUGACUUAUUAACGCCAAGUGAAAACAUAAUAUCUGAGGCAUAUUUCUGAAGCUACAUGUCAGUGCUGGUGAGCAGUCAUGGACUGCUGUUUUGAAGGGGCAUCCGAUAGCAAGAUAGCCUUUCGAAAAUCACUGAGCAUUAGGUGGUACAUAUUGUUUACCUCUGUAGGAAUAAUGUUGUCACUCUUUAUAUCUCUGAGGGGAAACCUCUACGAGUGCAAAUGUUCUAUAGCUUCACACAAUUUCAGUACAUUAUGUUUCCUGCAGAACACUGUGAAAGGGACAUGGAUUUACUUAGCAGGGUACUGCACAAAGUACAAGAAAACUAAUAUUGUAAAGAUGCUAAAAAUAUAACACAAGGAAGUACACGUGAGGUUUCUUUUUUGUGACAUUUACCCCAAACAGAUGGGGUAUUGAUGUAUGGGAGCAUUCAGUAUAUAAGCUUCACUUCUGUUAUCUUCUGAAGAGGGAAAAAUGAUUACUGUAAAUAAAUUGAGACCCACUGGAAUACCCCUGUAGCAUUUCUUCAUGCACAGACCACAAAAAGCUUCCCCAUAUUGAACCUGUAUUUCAUUGACCUCUUUAUCUUUUGGAGAGUUCAGGUGAUGCAACUCAAUUUCAAGAACAUUGGAAAUUUAACUCCUGUACCACUCAAGGAAAAAUCUGAAACAAAUGUACAAAAAAGUCACUAAACGCACUAAAAAUAACUGGUAAUUCUACCUUUAUUGAAAAUAUUGUGAAAUUAAAUGAAUAGGCCAUUUUACAGUUAUGGAUGGAAGCGAGGCUGACGGUGACCUUGUUUUGGUACAAACCUUCCCGCUUUAUUAUGUAAAUCAAGUUAUUCUUAUGCUAACUAGUAUUUUUCAGGGAGAAUUUCCAUAACAAAGCAAAGGAGGUUUGUAUCAAAACAAGGUCACCGUCAGCCUCACAUUCACUCGAAGGCUAGGGUACAAAGUCCACAACUGUAAAAUGGUCUAUUGUGUUACUUGUGUUGCCAUUAUCUUUAUGAACAUUAUAAAUACACAUGUGGCACAUUUUAGCAUUUUUGACCUUUGGACUCAGCUUACAUGUACAGCUGUAUCAUUAUAAAUUAUUAUAAACAAAACGACCUUGUAUAUGAAAACAUGACAAAACAAAACAGCAAAAAAUGACAGUAAGGCAUAUAAAAUAAAGGCUCCACCCUACCCCUGUCAAAAUCAAUGGUACAUGUACAGGUAUUACGCUCAAUAUGUCAAUAUAGCGCCAGAGGAAGUAUAAAUUACUCAAGCAAUUAAUCUUGAGCUACUUCUGCCAAAUACCAAUAAAUUAGCACCAAAUACCAAUAAAUUAACACCACUUAAAUUUUUCAACAAGGCUUUUUUCAGCUGGAUCACUACCAUACGCACGCGACACGCGUGCACAUACAUGCUACAAAUGUAAAUAUGGAUGCAAAUGUAGUUUAUUCCCGGUUUUAACAUAGAUGUGGCAGUAGAAGCACGAUAUACAAAGCAAAAUACAUCGACUUUACCUUUUAAAUUUCGAAUAUCCUUGAGAAAAAAUCCAGCAACAUAGGCAAUCUCUUCCUCCCGCCAAAUCGCUAAAAGAACGCGCGCCCGAUUUCCCAAGCAUUUGCGCCUCAGUGGUGCUGGUCAGCGACAGUCUGCAUAACCGUUCGAGAACGAGGCACAACAAUUGAAAUCGCCCAAAUUUCGUCGACCGUUACCACGUUCCAUUGCCAUCGAUUUGCCACCAGCUUUUACUUCAUACGUUUAACGCCAUAUUUAUCAAGAGUUUUCGAAUGUUCCUUCUUUGUGGGGUUGACUGUCGAGUAUGGAGGAAUCGGCCAGUCUUAUUUGUUCGAAUUUAUCGAACGAAUGUGUCCUCGAAGAACUUAUAAAAAUAAUCGCUCGAGUUCGAGGGAACUGCAUGCUUAUAGACUGUUCGACGAAAAGGAAAUUGCACUUAUCCACCAUGAAAGACAUCUAGAUAGCUCCAUCGGCGACGAUCAAGUAGUAACGAUUGGAUCCAAGAAAAGCAGCCGUUAGUACUUAGUACAUAGACUUCGGUGAAUCGUUGCUGUUAGCAGACAUUGUAAAACUAAGAAGAGGCAGGAGAAAUGCAAGGACAAACAAAUGCUGAGGGAGCAACUAAUCGGGAGUAAAAGAAAUGCUCAGUAAGUAUAAGAAAGUUCAUUCUUACUGUUAAUCCAUUAAUGAUGCUAUUUGAUAAUACCUACAUUUACAUUCCCAAUAUUCAGUAAUCAACAAGGACUCACCCCUACUCCUGAAACUUUAUUUGUCCUGUUGUUUUAAAAAAUACUAUAAUCUUUUAUUUGGUUGUUCUCUUCAGAUAAAAUUUAUCUGAAGAGAACAACCAAAUAAAAGAUUAUAGUAUUUUUUAAAACAACAGGACAAAUUCGAUAAUGGUCUUGGAAAUUUAAUAAGAAUUGAAGCAAGUGUUAAUUCCCCUCUAAGGCCAAAAAUAACCUUAUCCUCUAGUGCCUACUUUCUCCAAAGGCUUUUCCAAAAUUUAAAAGGGGAUUAAAGGCAGUGACUGCCGUGGUGCUGAAAACAUAGAGUAGCUAGAAUUUAGAUCAUGGUACCCUGCUUUCACUGAUUUUUUUUUAAUGAUCACCCCAUGUAAGGGAUUCUGGAAUCCGGGAAAUUAAUUUUUUGCUUAUGGAAUCCAGAAUUCAGGCAAUUUUUGUUGUGGAAUCCUAAAUUCUGAGCUUUGAAACCUGAAAUACAGGUCAAACAAUUGGAAUCCAGAAACCAAGUAAUCCACUGAAAAAGGUUCUGGAAUCCGCAGCGUGGAAUCCAGAAUCUAAAACUGUCUUGGAUUCCCUCAUAUGAGGCAAUUAUAGUAUAAUUAAACUUUUGUUCCCAAGAUACACUGUAAGUGAUGGCAAUGUUGCAGAAGAAGCAGGUCCAUGAAGUUUUAAGUAAUAUGUCAAUAAUGUCGUUAUGGUAGUGAUGUAGUGGGACACUCACUAUAAAAUUAAUACAAUGAUUUAUCUGGAGUCAAUUGUCUUGUUACAAAAGGGUUUCUUCCAUUCAUUUUUUCAUUUUGUUUUUGCUCAAAGAAGGUCUUAGUUUUAACAGGUACAGUGUAAUCAGGAUUAUGAUGACCGCUUGGGGUUAGAUUUGAGACAUGAAAGUUACAAGCCAGCAAUUUGUUUAAACUAGUUAAUUUUGAUAUCAGUUAACUCAGGAAAUAAGUAAGUUUAGUCACAUAGUGUGACUGCAGCCAGUAAUAGUACUUGUAAUAUCUAAUAGCAACCUUUAUGGUAUAAAAGGCUAGAAUAUUUAGACAGAAAAGGACAAUAGUAUUUUUCAUGACAACCAUCUACAGCUUUAGUUUCAAUAUUAAUGGUCUCAAUUAUGUAUAAUUUCUGUUUGUUGCAGAAAAAGCUAGAGACCACCCUUUUCCAGUCAACCUCUAUUUCGAAGAAGGAUUGUUGUAAGUUCAAAGCUUGUAUAAAUGUGGAGUACAUGUCUUCAGAGCAAGGAAAUACAGACCAAGGAGAUGACAAAUCUGAGAAAAGUCCUUUGCAGGAGGCCUCUAGCAUGGAGGAGUCAACAACUUAGCCUGUAAAAACCUCUUUGCCUAGCUGAACAGUAAAGCAAAAUUGAAACAGUCACAUGUAAGCCUGUCAUUACUCAAUGACAAUAGAAAGGAGGAAUGGCUUCUCCUCAGAGAAGGAGGCACCAGAUAAUGCUCCUGAAUUUGCUUUGUGAUAAGGAAAUAUAAGUUAAUCCAGUGCUCUUAAAGAAAUUCCAGAUUAUUUAUGACUGGUCAUACUUACAGGUACAUGUGCAUGUAGCUCUGCAAAUACAGUAAUCCUUUAAUCACUCUCUGUUUAUGACACUGUUUUUUAGAAAAAGAUAAAUGUGUGUAAACAGUACAAAUCCUGAUGGUGUUGAUUUGUCCUGAGAAUUCUGGUGGCAGGUAGAUCAAAUUGGUUGAUGUGAUAAAUUUUUCAUUAGAAUCCUUUGGCUAUUGUUUGCAAGUAAUGUACCAGUCAGCAGGUUAAAAGGCCAAUUAAUGUACAAAUGUUUCUUUUAAAUCUAUUUGCUUAACUGCAGGCAUUUGAGUUCUGCUGGCACCACUUCACAGUACAUGUGUACCGGUUACAGCAAUUGCAACUGACCUGCUUGAACAAAAAACAAAACAAAUUUAGGUACACCCUGCUUUUUGUCAUGAUUUAGUAUGGAAUUUUGCAAAGGAUUGCAACAUGACUCAAGAAAAAGAGUAAUGAGAGACAGCAGUGUAGUUAUUUUGCAGGCUAGCCAGAUCAACCUUUUGUACUACAUGUACAUGUAUACUGAAUUUAAAAUAAUUAUUAGCUUCUUUCAUUGGGACCAACUACAGUGACAAUGGUAAUGUUGACAUGCUGUGGAAUACUUACAGCUGGUCAUUACUUUAAUGACCCUCAAUUUUCUUAGAACAGGGCAAGUACUAGAAGCUCCAGCUGGUACUUCCUCUAAGAGCAUAUCCAAUACUAUACAGGAACCAUUAGUAACAAAAAUGAAGUUAAAGAAGUCUGAUCUGAAUUUGAAUAGCUACAUGUACCUAAACUAUUUCUUAGUUUGCUAAAUGCUAUAACCCAGUUGUUAUACCAGCAAAAAUUGGAAAUUGGUAGCAAGAAUUAGGCCUUUCAUUCUAAUAGAGCCUAAAGACAAAAAAUGCCACCAGAAUCAAAUUUUGUUUAAUCUGUAAAUAGCAAUAAAUUCAAAAAUGUUAAUUAUUUAUUAAAAUGGGUGUCUUGAGGGUUCCAUUUGGUUGGAACAGGAUUUUGUCCUUAGAUACAAAAGUUUAAGUAAGAAAUAGUCUUGUCAUAAGUAAAUAUUGGCCCAAGGGUAAAAAGAUUUUUAACCUGUUUCUGAGUUGCAAAAACCUAAACAACUGAAAUAGGUUUGAGGCAACUCUGAAACACCUACAGCUGUAUGUAGAAUAUCUUACACAUUUAGAUGAAGAACACUUUUCUUAUAAUAUUAAUAGUUAGUAAUGAUCUGAUAGAGCAUAGAGUGGAGACAAGUAAACAUCAACGAACUGUAAAAUUGGGAAUUAAUAUGAAGAGCUGUAUGUACAGCUGUAUACUGUAGUUUGUAAAGUCUGUAAUAAUGUGUAAGCCACUUUGGUUUAUGGAAUAAAUCAUUUGAACAUUAUAAUGGGAGGUCACUGCUAGAAUUUCUUUCAGUAACUUUAAUGUUUGAAGCUAUAAACUUCAAGAUUAAUUAUAGUCACUUGUUAAGAACCUGAAGUGAGCCAUGUUAUAAUUAAAAAUAAUUUAAAAAUUUUAUCGCAUUUGCUACAACUCAGGCAAACUCGUUUAAACCUUGGAAUUUACAUUUGCUACUUGUGAAAAAAUGCUCAAUUUUAUGGGUUUGAUGACAUUUGCUAACCAAAUUAAAGUCAGAAUUUGAUUACAUUUGCUACCUGAGCGAAAAAUUGUACAAUAGUAACAGUUUGAUCAGAUUUGCUGCUUAAGCAACUUUGUUCAAAACUUGACUUUUGACCACAUUUGCCGCUACAAGCAAAAUUCUGUGUUUGAUCAAAUUUGCACACCCUAGAAAAUUUGUUCAAAGUUUAGGUUUGCUAACAUUUGCUUCGUGGGCAAACAUGUUUAAUACAAAGAGUUUGGUUACAUUUGCUAUGCAAAGCAAUCUGGUUCAAUUAUGAAAAUUUGAUCACCCAUGAUAACCCAAGCAAACAUCGUUCAAAUUAGAUACUUGGCUCACAUUUGCAAAGCUGCGUAAACGUUCUGAAAAUAACAGGUUUACAUGCUUUUACAUCUAAAGCAAAAGCUGUGCAAAACAGCAGAUUUGCGCUAUCAUUUGCGUAAUGUGCAAAUAUAGUUCAAAGAAACAUAUUUGCCUACACAUUUGAACCAUCUGCAAAUGACCCUCAAAUCCAUGGCUGCCCAUUAUCUUUGCACCAAGAUGUAAAUGUUGUGCAAAUGUGGCAUUUACCGUCAUUGCUACGGAUAGCAAAUCUAGUGCAAUAUCAGUCUUUGCCCUUGCGCAAAAUUGUGCAAAUGUGGUAUUUGCUACACAUUUGCUGUAAUUUGGCUACCCUAGUAAAUCCAUUUUUUCGUCCAGUGUCUAAACAUUUCCCAGAUUGUUGUAACUUGCUGCUACGUCACCAUGCUUUUCACCGUAAAUCUCUUUUCUAAUGAUGAGAGCCUUCUCAUAGUAUUCUUUAGCUUCACUGUACUGGCCAAGGUAACUGUAAACAGUUCCCAGAUUGUUGUAACUUACUGCUACGUCACCAUGCUUUUCACCGUAAAUCUCUUUUGUAAUGAUGAGAGCCUUCUCAUAGUAUUCUUUAGCUUCACUGUACUGGCCAAGGUAACUGUAAACAUUUCCCAGAUUGUUGUAACUUACUGCUACGUCACCAUGCUUUUCACCGUAAAUCUCUUUUGUAAUGAUGAGAGCCUUCUCAUAGUAUUCUUUAGCUUCACUGUACUGGCCAAGGUAACUGUAAACAUUUCCCAGAUUGUUGUAACUUACUGCUACGUCACCAUGCUUUUCCCCGUAAAUCUCUUUUCUAAUGAUGAGAGCCUUCUCAUAGUAUUCUUUAGCUUCACUGUACUGGCCAAGGUAACUGUAAACAGUUCCCAGAUUGUUGUAACUUACUGCUACGUCACCAUGCUUUUCACCGUAAAUCUCUUUUCUAAUGAUGAGAGCCUUCUCACAGUAUUCUUUAGCUUCACUGUACUGGCCAAGGUCACUGUAAACAUUUCCCAGAUUGUUGUAACUUGCUGCUACGUCACCAUGCUUUUCACCGUAAAUCUCUUUUCUAAUGAUGAGAGCCUUCUCACAGUAUUCUUUAGCUUCACUGUACUGGCCAAGGUCACUGUAAACAUUUCCCAGAUUGUUGUAACCUGCUGCUACGUCACCAUGCUUUUCACCGUAAAUCUCUUUUCUAAUGACGAGAGCCUUCUCAUAGUAUUCUUUAGCUUCACUGUACUGGCCAAGGUAACUGUAAACAGUUCCCAGAUUGUUGUAACUUACUGCUACGUCACCAUGCUUUUCACCGUAAAUCUCUUUUGUAAUGAUGAGAGCCUUCUCAUAGUAUUCUUUAGCUUCACUGUACUGGCCAAGGUAACUGUAAACAUUUCCCAGAUUGUUGUAACUUGCUGCUUCGUGACCAUGCUUUUCACCGUAAAUCUCUUUUGUCAUGAUGAGAGCCUUCUCAUAGUAUUCUUUAGCUUCACUGUACUGGCCAAGGUAACUGUAAACAUUUCCCAGAUUGUUGUAACUUGCUGCUACGUCACCAUGCUUUUCACCGUAAAUCUCUUUUCUAAUGAUGAGAGCCUUCUCACAGUAUUCUUUAGCUUUACUGUACUGUCCAAGGUUUCUGUAAACAGUUCCCAGGUAGUUGUAACUUGCUGCUACGUCACCAUGCUUUUCACCGUAAAUCUCUUUUGUAAUGAUGAGAGCCUUCUCAUAAUAUUCUUUAGCUUCACUGUACUGUCCAAGGUCACUGUAAACAAAUCCCAGGUUGUUGUAACUUGCUGCUACGUCACCAUGCUUUUCACCGUAAAUCUCUUUUGUAAUGAUGAGAGCCUUCUCACAGUAUUCUUUAGCUUCACUGUACUGGCCAAGGUUUCUGUAAACAUUUCCCAGAUUGUUGUAACUUGCUGCUACGUCACCAUGCUUUUCACCGUAAAUCUCUUUUGUAAUGAUGAGAGCCUUCUCAUAGUAUUCUUUAGCUUCACUGUACUGGCCAAGGUCACUGGAAACAUUUCCCAGAUUGUUGUAACUUGCUGCCACGUCACCAUGCUUUUCACCGUAAAUCUCUUUUCUAAUGAUGAGAGCCUUCUCAUAGUAUUCUUUAGCUUCACUGUACUGUCCAAGGUUUUUGUAAACAGUUCCCAGGUUGUUGUAACUUGCUGCUACGUCACCAUGCUUUUCACCGUAAAUCUCUUUUCUAAUGAUGAGAGCCUUCUCAUAAUAUUCUUUAGCUUCACUGUACUGGCCAAGGUAACUGUAAACAGUUCCCAGAUUGUUGUAACUUGCUGCUACGUCACCAUGCUUUUCACCGUAAAUCUCUUUUGUAAUGAUGAGAGACUUCUCAUAGUAUUCUUUAGCUUCACUGUACUGUCCAAGGUUUCUGUAAACAAUUCCCAGGUUAUAGCAACUUGCUGCUACGCCACCAUGCUUUUCACCGUAAAUCUCUUUUCUAAUGAUGAGAGCCUUCUCAUAGUAUUCUUUAGCUUCACUGUACUGGUCAAGGUAACUGUAAACAGUUCCCAGAUUGUUGUAACUUGCUGCUACGUCAAAAUGCUUUUCACCGUAAAUCUCUUUUCUAAUGAUGAGAGCCUAAUCAUAGUAUUCUUUAGCUUCACUGUACUGGCCAAGGUAACUGUAAACAGUUCCCAGAUUGUUGUAACUUGAUGCUACGUCACUAUGCUUUUCACCGUAAAUCUCUUUUCUAAUGAUGAGAGCCUUCUCAUAGUAUUCUUUAGCUUCACUGUACUGGCCAAGGUCACUGUAAACAUUUCCUGGGCUGUUGUAACUUGCUGCUACGUCACCAUGCUUUUCACCGGAAAUCUCUUUUGUAAUGAUGAGAGCCUUCUCAUAGUAUUCUUUAGCUUCACUGUACUGGCCAAGGUCACUGUAAACAUUUCCCAGGUUGUUGUAACUUGCUGCUACGUCACCAUGCUUUUCACCGUAAAUCUCUUUUCUAAUGAUGAGAGCCUUCUCAUAGUAUUCUUUAGCUUCACUGUACUGUCCAAGGUUUCUGUAAACAAUUCCCAGGUUGUUGUAACUUGCUGCUACGUCACCAUGCUUUUCCCCGUAAAUCUCUUUUCUAAUGAUGAGAGCCUUCUCAUAGUAUUCUUUAGCUUCACUGUACUGGCCAAGGUCACUGUAAACAGUUCCCAGAUUGUUGUAACUUGCUGCUACGUCACCAUGCUUUUCACCGUAAAUCUCUUUUGUAAUGAUGAGAGACUUCUCGUAGUAUUCUUUAGCUUCACUGUACUGUCCAAGGUUUCUGUAAACAAUUCCCUGGUUAUAGCAACUUGCUGCUACGCCACAAUGCUUUUCACCGUAAAUCUCUUUUCUAAUGAUGAGAGCCUUCUCAUAGUAUUCUUUAGCUUCACUGUACUGGCCAAGGUAACUGUAAACAGUUCCCAGAUUGUUGUAACUUGCUGCUACGUCACCAUGCUUUUCACCGUAAAUCUCUUUUCUAAUGAUGAGAGCCUUCUCAUAGUAUUCUUUAGCUUCACUGUACUGGCCAAGGUAACUGUAAACAGUUCCCAGAUUGUUGUAACUUGCUGCUACGUCACAAUGCUUUUCACCGUAAAUCUCUUUUCUAAUGAUGAGAGCCUUCUCCUAGUAUUCUUUAGCUUCACUGUACUGGCCAAGGUCACUGUAAACAUU